AUGCCAGAAACUAGUAGUAGAGAUGCACCAAACGCGCCAAAGAAUCUGUUUAUAAAAGAAAAAGCUAUCUCAGCUCUUAAUGAUGACAUUGAAAAAGCUAUAUCAGCUCUUAAAAUUAAAAGAAUCGAAACUGAUAUAUUAACUCUUGGUGAAACCUUCAAAACCGAUGCUAAAAAA
Messenger RNA from Racocetra persica, 177 nucleotides. Lineage: Eukaryota; Fungi; Glomeromycota; Glomeromycetes; Diversisporales; Gigasporaceae. The record is from the annotation of a GenBank genome assembly.